This is a messenger RNA of Thalassophryne amazonica, 1997 nucleotides long. RefSeq names its product SH2 domain-containing adapter protein F-like. Gene Ontology annotation, molecular function: phosphotyrosine residue binding. The transcript has 8 exons. The record is from RefSeq and is a predicted model, not a curated record. The coding region runs from base 157 to 1401 and encodes 414 amino acids. NCBI's taxonomy places the organism in Eukaryota, Metazoa, Chordata, Actinopteri, Batrachoidiformes, Batrachoididae.
ACGCUGAUCUGUUUCUGGCUAGCAUUAGCUGGCUCGGUUUGUGUGUGAGAGAGACGGAAAUCUUUCAUUUAUAAGGCAGAUAAAUCAAAAUAGUGGAUUUUAACCAAAAACAUCCAUAUUAGCUGUAAAGGAAAAUUCAAUGCGACGACAGGAUCCAUGGCAAAGUGGCUGAAGGACUACCUAAACUUUGGCAGCAGGCGUGACCCUCCACAGCCCCCAAGACCAGAUUACAGUGAGAGUGAAAUUUUGAGGGCGUACAGGGUGCAAAAGGAGCUUGAUUUUGAGGAUCCCUACCAGUGCUUUGAUAAGGAGCACCAGAAUGGUGGUUACAGCUCCUGUAAUGCAACAGUGAAUCUUCCUUCUUUCCAUUCAUUUGGUUCAGUGCUGCCUAAUGGUGUGGAGGUGAAAGUUGUGUCUCCCAAACACAGACUAAUCAAAGUGGAUUCUCAAGAGUUUGGUUGCUGUAAGAGUCCACUGAGUCCUGUGAUGGUUCAGGAGGAACCGGUGGUUCCCUCUGCCCCAGUAGUGGCAGACACUAGCACAGACUACUCUGACCCAUUCGAUGCACGUCCAAACCCAAGAGCAAUCUGGGAGUCGAAAUCUGCACGAACAGAUUGUUGCAGCUACAUGGAGCCAUUUGAAGCUCAGCGGGUUAUCUCAGAACUUCAGCAUAGCGUGAUUGCUAAGAGGUCUGAGAGUGGAGAUGAUGGUCAGUUAUAUGAUAACCCAUAUGAGGAGAGGGCUCGUCUUCACUACCAAGUGACACAGCCAUCACAACAGCAACCCCAAAGAGUUGACUGCAGUCUUGUCCAGGGUGACACCAGGGAAAGUAGGUUGCCUCAGGAUGAUGAGAGGCCAGCUGAUGAAUACGAUCAGCCCUGGGAGUGGAAAAGGGACAACAUAUCCAAAGCUCUAGCUGUUCAGUUUGAAGGGGCUGAAUGGGAGCACUCACGAGGCCCAACAGAACAGAGCCGGCUUGCUAUGUCAGGCUCUAUGUCAACCUCUGCAGACUCGACUACACUCCGUUUGGUUGGUGAGAGCCCUCUUGUCUUGGGAGAAAGAGUGGAUCCAUCUGUGCCACUGGAGAGACAAGUAUGGUAUCAUGGAGCGCUGAGCCGCUCUGAUGCAGAGAACCUCCUGACUCUGUGCAAGGAAAGUUCCUACCUGGUGAGGAACAGCCAGACCUGCCAGAAUGACUACUCCCUCUCUCUCAGGAGUUGCAAAGGCUUCAUGCACAUGAAGUUUACUCAGUCUUCAGAUGGGCGUUAUGUUCUUGGGGAGAACAGCCCUCCUUUCUCCACCAUCCCUGAAGUCAUCCACUACUAUACCACACACAAGCUGCCAAUCCGAGGAGCUGAGCACAUGUCCCUGUUGUAUCCCGUCAUAGUGCAAACCCUCUGAUGCUGACAAAUAUGUCGGUGCUACUGAAUACAGUAUAUGCUCAGUAUUUACAGUGUUAUAGCCCUUUUUCACUGGACAUCUGCUCCAACAUCAUUCUACCUGCACAUGGCACAACAGAGUGCCAUUUUAUUUUAUUUUAACCUCACUGGCAGCUCAAUAAUAGAGCUUGGUGCCUCAAGAACUUGAACCUGUGAACAUGUAUUGUCACUGAAUUGUUUUUUAUAUAGAAUUGGCUCUUGAAAAAUCAGUAAUCCUUCAUAUUUGUAGCUGCAGACCUUUAGUAUUAAAAAAAAAAAUGAUCUAAGUAGACACCACAGGGAAAGUAUAACGAGUCUGUGUCUUGACAGUUGAAUAUGCAGAAGCUUGCAUGCAGAUUUGUGUGUUUGUAGAACAGUCAGCAGCAAUGACUUAAGAGACACAACACUGAGGAUUAUAGUGGUGUUAUCUUUUGGUUUAAAUUCGGACUAAUCAUUGAGGUGGUCAGUAAAGGAUAAGUCCACUUUUUUUACACCGUCCAUAUAUAUGACAAAUAUUGUUAGCAUCAAGCCUCUGAAUGCUCUGCAUACCUUUUAAUUGUAUGAGAGUAAUCCAAUUUU